Sardina pilchardus (European sardine) is the source of this 1773-nucleotide messenger RNA. It is a transcript of the gene ccdc120b, whose product is annotated as coiled-coil domain containing 120b. The record is from RefSeq and is a predicted model, not a curated record. Lineage: Eukaryota; Metazoa; Chordata; Actinopteri; Clupeiformes; Clupeidae.
AUGGAUGACAGAGGUCAUGUGGUCUCCGCCAUGGGCUUAGGAGCACCAGAUUUCCAGGAUGGUGCGUUGCGGGCGGAGCGUGUGUGUGAGCUGCAGGAGCGGAAGCAGGUGCUGCAGACCGCCCUGUCCAGCAGACUGGGGGAACUACGGCGGGUCUGCUUACUGGAGGCGGAGCUGACAGGGAAGCUGCCGCGAGAUUUCCCUCUGGAGUCUGGAGAGAGAGUGCCCCUCAUCCAGCGCCGAGCACACACACACACACAGGAUGACCCCUGCCAGAGGCGCCAGAUGAAGACUCUGUUUGGUGGAGCUCUGCGCAGGAGUGUUGAGGCCGACAAGAACACCCUGCAGGGCAAGAGGACCGUGCACCGAGGCUGCCAUACAGAGGAAACACUGAAGUCAGAGAGCAGCUCCAUGUCAGACUCAACAUCACAGGACAACGAGUCGUCCCCGAGUGUGGCGCCCGAGCAGCGGUCACUCUCCCACCCGCGCCUCCACCCGGGCAGUCCCGACGCUCGCCUCGCCAGGAAGCUCUCGCCCGUCGAGAUCUACUACGAGAUGAGGGCCCGCAGGAACUCCACCUCCAGCUCCGUCAGUCCCAGUCACUCUCUCCCCAGAAGUGCGUCCAAUGUGGAGGGCCGCAGUGUUCCAGCUACGCCCCUCUUAUCCCGCACUGCUCCAAUCAGCAUUCACGUCAGGCCGGACGUGUGCGGCGGCAUCGCGCUGAAGCAGUGGUGCGGGAGCCCCGACGUUCCGCACUUUGUUCCGCUGGCGUCCCUGGAGGGUUCCGCGUCGGAACGCCGCAGCUGCCCGUACGGCUCGCGCGGCGGUCGCCGCAGCAACAGCUCGGAGGCGCUGCUGGACCGCUCGGCGCUGGCGGACGCUCGCAUGCCCCCCCGCGGAGCCGCCGGCCCCUACAAGAGCUCCGAGACGCUGACGGACGGCAAGCUGCGGCAGUACCGGGGCAGCCCCGAGCGGCAGGGGGGGGGGCAGGGGGGGGGGGGCCGGGAGCAGGGGCGCACGAGGGCCUCCGUGGGGGGGCGACCGUCCGGCGCCGGCUACAACGAGAUCCUGCUGGACUACAUCUGGGGGAAGCCUCCGGGGCCGCCGCCGCGCCUGGGCCAGAUGCCAGCCGUAACCGUGCCGGCGCCCGCUGGCCCGAGGGCUGCCCCCCCCCCCCACUUCAACGGCCUGUCGCUCUCGCAGCAGCAGCUGGCCGCCCCCCCCCCACCCUACAGCCCCCUCCUGCUGCGCACCGGCCCCCCCGCACACCCCGCCGCCCCCGCCGACCCCCGCAGGUCAAAGGUCACCCGCACCAAGUCGUGCGGCCCCUUCCUGUCCGAGCCCCCCCUGCUGUCCGCGUACGAGCCCACCCCCCCCCCCCACGGGCGCCGGCCCCCCCCCACGCCAGAGGACGCCACGCGGAGCCUCCACAAGGCGCUAGCGCUGGAGGGGCUCCGGGACUGGUACCUGCGCAACGCCCUGGGAUACGCCCCCGUCGCCAAGGGCAACGACCCCGUCGCCCUGGGAUACGCCCCCGUCGCCAAGGGCCACGCCCACACGCCCCCCCACGCCACGACCGGCCAGGGGGAGGCGCUGUUCCCACCGCUGACCAUCGGCUCCCACAUGACCCAGUCCGCCUCCUUCCACGGCUACCCACUGCAGGCCAGGGCUGUGGAGCUGUCCCGGUUUCCUGAGCCGUUUCCCUCUCAGCUGCAGGAUGGUGCCCUGGCAGACCCCCCCUCAGACCCCCCCGCACCCGGAACCCUGGUCUAA